Parascedosporium putredinis is the source of this 720-nucleotide messenger RNA. Lineage: Eukaryota; Fungi; Ascomycota; Sordariomycetes; Microascales; Microascaceae. The record is from the annotation of a GenBank genome assembly.
AUGACGGCUGAUUUCCACGGUGCCUUCGAUCCCAUGGGCGAGAUGUCCAUGGCGAAUGACUGGAAUCACGUCGGCUACCUCAACGCCAACAAUACCAGUUUUGUCGAACAACAAGCCAAACACGAGGAGGCCGAGCUGCUCGCCGCCAAGAAGACGGAGAACUCGUCGUUCUUGCCCGAGGCUGACAACCGCUCCACCCCCAACCUGCCUCAGGUCUCCGAUGAUGUCCGAGCCGCCUCUGCCUCCAUCCUCGAGAACGUCCUCAAGGAUGCGGGGGUGUCCACUGCUCACAUGGGCAUGGAUGCUGCCAUGGCACCGCAACCCUCGGGAACCGUGAACUGGGAGGGCAUGACUGGAGUCACUUUUGGUAACGCCAAUGUCGGUUCCUCGAUGCUCGGUGAACUCGCAGACUCCUUGACGCAGCCCAGCCAAGAGCAAACGAAUGAGCAACUAUUCUCCCUCACGGCUGCCCAAUACAAUGGGGUGAACUCGCAGGACUUUAUGUCGCACCAUGCUACUGAGCGGACAACCAGCCAAGGACGACGAAACCUCGCCGAUGCACUCACCACUAUGCGAGGUAGUGGCAGGCAAUCUGCGGCGGAUGUCUACACUCGGUCGCUUCUCUGGGAUCAAAUUCCUAGCGACGUGGUUCGAAAUUUUGCCAAGAUGUUUUCGGAUUGCAAUAAUGCCCAAGCCGAAUGUGGCCCUAUCGGCUCAUGA